GUGGACAAACGUUGCAGAUGCUUUAAACUCUUGCCACGUUUAACAAUCUAAAAGCGCGUCCAACUCUUCUACCACAUACCACAUAUGCUCGCCUAUAUAAAUCCUAAUCCUAACCCCUAAUUUUCAUACAUCUUCAAAUAUUCACAAUCUACUUGCUUUGACACUUGCUUUUGUUAUAGUCAGUAAUUAUCCAAAUUAGUUAUAGCUUUGAGUUUAGCUUAUUAGAAAGCUCUUGCUUUUCUUGCUCUUUCACUUUGAAAAUGUCGCAUUACCAAAACCAGCAGAAGAAGGGGUUGGUAGAGAAAAUAAAAGAGAAGAUACCAGGUAUUGGGAACAAGCAAGGUCACACAACUUCAACUACAGCCCCAGGUAACUACGGGGGCCAACAUCAUCAUCAGAAGGAGGGGUUGACAGAGAAAAUAAAAGAGAACAUACCAGGUGUUGGGCACCAGCAAGGUCACACAACUUCAACUACAGCGCCGUACCAGCAAGGUCACACAACUUCAACUACAGCCCCAGGUAACUACGGGGGCCAACAUCAUCAUCAGAAGGAGGGGUUGACAGAGAAAAUAAAAGAGAACAUACCAGGUGUUGGGCACCAGCAAGGUCACACAACUUCAACUACAGCCCCAGGAAACUACGGGGGCCAACAUCAAUAUCAGAAGAAGGGAGUGAUGGAGAAGAUCAAGGAGAAGAUUCCUGGACUCCACUAGGUGGUGUUGAUGUCGCAUAUAUAUAUAUACUCGCAUCAUUUAUAUAUGUUUCUCACUUUAUAUGUAAAUUACGCUUGUUUGUAGCCUAAGCGAGUGAUAUGAUAUGUUUUUUUUUUUGGGUUUAAUAAGCGAUGCAUACAAUCCUGGUAUGUAUGAAUAUUGUGUUGUAUGAUUCCAUUUGUUUGGGUCAAAUAUUGUGUUUUGUGGUUUUAUUACUUUUAAUAUAGUGGUGUGCUUUUGUUA
Molecule: messenger RNA, 956 nt
Organism: Quercus robur (English oak)
Lineage: Eukaryota; Viridiplantae; Streptophyta; Magnoliopsida; Fagales; Fagaceae
Product: dehydrin Xero 2-like
Exons: 3
Coding region: 261-713 (150 amino acids)
Biological process (GO): response to water
Source: RefSeq, a predicted model, not a curated record